AUGAAUACCAAGUCAAGCAAACAUUUUCCAUUUGAGAAGUGUUCAAGUGUUUCCCGGUUCACAGUUUUUCUUUUCGAAGGUUGUUCGGUUAAUGAGCGCAACUACCUAGAUUGGACUUCAAACAACAAGAUGACUACUGCAGAAUUGAUCGUUAGAUUCGUAGACUACUACUCGACGUUCGACGCUUCGCAGAACGCCAUUUACAUCGAGAAAGGACUUGCAGCUCGGAGGUCAAAGCAAGUAUCUGGGGAUAUUCACCUGCUGUUGUUGGAUCCUUAUUCGAGAACAACAGUUUGUCGCUCAGGUAUUGCCGCUAAAGCGUUUGCUGAUAGCAUGCAGUAUCUCAGAAGAAAAAUGGUACAUGGUCAGUUUUUGGACUCGUUCCCCACAUUUCCGGAAGCUACUUUAUUCAAAGCGCAGACGAAAUGGGUAUCGUGGCUAGUCAUAACAAUCGUGGCACGACCGUUGAUGAAGUUGGCCAAAAUUCGUUCAAUGUGCCAGUGA
Molecule: messenger RNA, 504 nt
Organism: Haemonchus placei
Lineage: Eukaryota; Metazoa; Nematoda; Chromadorea; Rhabditida; Trichostrongylidae
Source: the annotation of a GenBank genome assembly